AGUUUAAACAUAUCUCAUUUAAAUUUCUAGAUCUAUUGUAUACUAUAGUCUAGAUCUAGAUCUAUAAUAUAUUCAUUUAAAACAACAUUUAUAAGUACGUUGUGAGUUAAGUCACAAUUUCAAGACCCAGUUGAACUGAAGGUUGAUCCAGUCAAUCAGAUUAGCAAAUGUAACAAUAAAUAAAGGCAAGAAAUGAACACAAAUGCCAAUUCACCUCCCAUAGCAUCCUCUUACGUACCAGAGACAAUACCAGUGAAGCAAAGCACACCUUCAGCUUGUAAUACAAACACAAAUAACGCCACCACGAAAUUCCCGUUUCAAUCUAAAUAUUAUGAUAACCCAUUGUCAAAAAGCUCACCCAGCCCUAGUAAACAGUGGCACCCAUUUGAGGCCCCACAGUCUCCUAUACUAGGAAACCAAUCGGAUAUUUUUGAGGAUGAGAAUUGGUGUGCCAACCCAAUAGAGAGCUCGUCAAAGCAUCCAGAGCCGAGAUAUGAGGAAAAAGAUUUUCAGAUCCCAGAUGGACAUGUUAUGCUUAAAUACCAGACAUCAAUCCCAGGGGAUAUUCGACAGCAGUUGCUUGUACAGCGGACAUUUAAUGCUCUUGAUGAUCACCAGGAGCCUAAAACGUCCAGCCCAAUGCGUAAGGUGCGAGUUUGUAUGACAAACUCAAGCCUGUCCACUGUCACGGUUAGUCCUAGCAGUGGAACCAUGCAUCUACAAGGUCAUAACUUCGAUAGUGGGGAUACAUGCUUCACUCAGCACAAGCCACCGUACAUGUCAUCUCCGUUCAGGUCACCAUCUUCUCGAGCACCAUUUGGCACCCAUGAUAUACAGACUGUGUUUAAGACACCGAACCGCCACCAGAGAAAUGAGGACAUGUUCCUUGCCACACCUUCCCGUUCUGCUACACCACAGCGUCUUUCCCCUGCCAGCACAGCUUCCUACAGCUUUACACCUGGGCGACAGUUUGUCAACCCUUUUGAGAUUGACCAUGACAGACUGCACAUGCCCAUCUUCAGCCCAAACCUUUUCAAAGUGACCAGUUCUGCAAGCAAGGAACCUAAUCAAAGUGAGGCAUUUUGGUCUGUGGAACAUACAGCCGCUCUCAUGCCAGUGGAUAUAAAAGAAGCUGAAAUACGAAGGCAACAUCUGUAUCAACAAAAAUUGGAUAGAGACCACGAUGCCAAAAUCCAAACAGCAAUCAAUAAAUUUUUCUCUAAUGAGGUCAUUGUUCCUUCUCCGUGGUCUCAGAAAGAAAGUCAUGCCUUACCACGAACACCUGGUAGCACCAAAACAGUGUCUUGUCAAACUCUUAUGUCAGUCCCACCAAAAGUUGAUCUAAUAGCGGAGUUGGAAGGAAAGUAUCAGCUGCCAGCAUCCAGGACAGAUUCAUCCUCAUCUUCAGACCUUAUGGUCAACUCAUUUAUCAGAAGAAAAUUGUUGAAUCAGCUUAAUGACAAUGACAGCAGCCAGAGCUCACCUGUAGUACCUUCAAGGCAAGCUGAGGAUGUGUCCAAUUCACCCUCUCCGGCCAAACAGAUGACACCUGAAUGGGAGAAAGAAGCCAGCAGUAAUAUCAACUCUGGUCAUUUCUCUUCUAGCCCUAUUGAACAGUCACCUCACAGUAGGGGAAAUCACCUGGCUCUGUCUGAAACCGACCUUUUAGCAUCCCCUGAACUGUUUCCUGCUGGCAGCGGCACAAGUCAAGCCUUUAGAACUUCUGACAUGUUCUUCCCUCGCCAGGAUGUUGAUCAUGCUAGAACAGUCAUGCAGUUAGAUUUCUCUUCUAUACUAGAUGAUCCUGAUGACUCUGAAGAUGAUGCCAGGGAAACUGCUGGAACUAUGGUCCAGAAAGGUUUUUCAGAGACACACCUCAUGGCUGAAGCUAGUGGGUAUAACAACGAAGCCAUGUCCUUUGCUACAUCUCAGGACAGUGAUCCAAUCUCUAACAGAUCUGGCGGCUUUUCUAGAAAGUCUUUCCUAACAUCUGUGACAUCUACAGAAUCCACCAAUGACGUUGCCUCAGCUCCGCAGACAUCGUCCAGUCAAGAUACUGGUUAUCAGACGGCCAGCCUGCAGUCCACUCACCAUGAAUGUGGCUCCAACUCUAAUUUAGCUUGCCUGGACUCGCUGCCCAGUGCCCCAUUCCAUGGCCUUGAUAAAGGUGAGGUCUGCUCAGCCAACUCUUUCACGGCAGAAACUCCUCGAGAGCAUUUCCUAGGUUUCAAUCAGAAGACGAAUACUAGUCAAGAAAUUGAUGGAAGCUUUCUAAGCCACUGGUCAUCUCAGGAGAAGUCCUCCUCGGUGGAUGACAUAGUUUUGCUUAGAAAAAAUGAACCGUGUCGUAUCAGGAAGGUCAGAACUCUUGCGGAUAUUCGUCAGUCUAAGGUGAGCAGGGAUCUGACACGAUCCUUCAACGAGGAGGUGGAAAAAAAUAGAAAUUCCUUCUCCCCGACAGUUUUACAAGACAAAGUGAUAGAGAUGGCAGAUAAGAAAUGCAAACUUAAUGACACUAGCAGGUCAUCGUUAUUUGCAACAAAAGAGGACAGUUUAGACAUUAGCAUGCGCAGCAUGAGUCCAUAUUUUAAUUCUUCUUCAGAUAGGCCUGGCCCAAGCCUGGUAGAAACCAAUGCUUUAGGGUUUGAAGACAAGCAAUUCUUGGACCAUAGCACGCCAUGCAAGCAAAAGAUCAGGAAGUAUUCCAAACAACAUGAUGACACACUGCAAGCAGCUCGACUCCUUUUGGAGAGGUCUGUAGAAAUGCCAGAAAGGUUCACCAUUGAAGAAACCCUGCGCCCAGAUUACUUCAGCCUGUUUCAGGACAUUGAGAAUCAGGACCCACAGAUGAGUGGUAUAGCUAGAUCAGAGACAUCUUCAUUGACAUCUGAUCUCAGCAACACAUCCACACCAACCAGUCGAAUUUUCAACAGCAUAGAAAAGAAAAUUAACCAGGUGGAGGGAUCCAAACUUGGGAGUGAAAUAGCUGCUGAGAUAAUCAAGCGUGCUGAAAAUGACUUGGCCAAGCUGACAGAUUUAAUGGGAAAGUCCUCCCCUAGAACAUGACAAGACGACGGCUAAUUAUAUGACGAAAGAAGUGUCCAGUUUUUACUCAUUUGCUCAUAUUGUUUUUAACAUGUAGCCAUUAUGCAAGUAUUAUUCAAAUAAACUAUUUAUUUUUUACAAAGC
Messenger RNA from Biomphalaria glabrata, 3189 nucleotides. RefSeq lists its product as uncharacterized. The coding region runs from base 193 to 3066 and encodes 957 amino acids. Gene Ontology annotation, cellular component: cytoplasm; nucleus. The transcript is spliced from 14 exons. Gene Ontology annotation, molecular function: protein kinase binding. The record is from RefSeq and is a predicted model, not a curated record. Lineage: Eukaryota; Metazoa; Mollusca; Gastropoda; Planorbidae. Gene Ontology annotation, biological process: activation of protein kinase activity; regulation of mitotic spindle organization; regulation of mitotic nuclear division.